AUGGACAACAGAAACGCCCAGAUGUCCAUGGAGGGUAGUACUAAGGCUCUAGAAACCCAGCCAAGUCCUGGCCUGAGGACCACCAGAAAGAGGGCUGGUGUGGAGCCCACCAUAUCAGGAGUCAGCCAGGUCAUGUUUCCAGAUCCUUCAGGAAUAGGUAGUGGGAAACAGCCCUCAGCUUCCGGAGGGCUGGAGAAGAGGCCCGGACACAGAGAGGCAUCUGAGGAAGGGCCUCCAGAGCUCAAGACUCAGGAGCAGAGAUCUCCAGCAAGACCAGGGAAGAUGCAGCUAUCUUGGGCCCCUCAAGAAGGGUCUGGGGAGCUGCAAGCAGGCCAGGAUCAGGCCAAGCCACAGAGUGAGCUGGGGUUGCUGCCUUCCAGGGUUCUAGCAGCAGCUGAAGGGCUGCAGCAGCUGGGCUUGGGGAGAGAGACCGAGGACCAGCAGGGGAGGCAGAGGAACUCAGGAACUGCGGAGAGUCAGCCCUUGGAGAGCUGCCAGCAGGGCCUGCAGUAUCAGUUCAUCCCAGGUCACCAGGCAGCAAAUGGGCCAGACAUGGUGCAGCCAACAGAGCUUUGUUGUACUUUGGACAGCUAUGGACAGCCACUGGGCGAUGAGCCCCCCAAGGAGGUGGGCCUGCUAUACUUCAGGCCACAAGGGGCUCUGCCAAAGCCUGGCCCAGGGGGACAUGAGGACAGCUCUCAGGAAGUAAUGUUCCUGAUGCCUGUGGUGACUCCCGAAGGAAAGUCAGCCAAUCCCUUCCUGCCAUCCACACCAGGACCUAGAACACCCAAAGAAGAGUAA
This is a messenger RNA of Galeopterus variegatus (Sunda flying lemur), 801 nucleotides long. RefSeq names its product spermatogenesis-associated protein 21-like. The record is from RefSeq and is a predicted model, not a curated record. NCBI's taxonomy places the organism in Eukaryota, Metazoa, Chordata, Mammalia, Dermoptera, Cynocephalidae. Bases 1 to 801 code for a protein of 266 amino acids. The transcript is spliced from 4 exons.